AUGUGCAUCCCGGGCGAGAUUGAGCUCACGCAGCUGUGGAGAGAAUUAUGCAAGGACGGAUGCAAGCACACGCGCAUGGCCCAGCACCACCACUACGUAAACCAGGGAUCAAGGGCCGGCUGGACGAGUCACGACGCGCCAUCAGCGUUUUCAAGGAUCAAGCUAGCGGUGAAGCACGGAUUGCGCCGAAUGAUGCUGAAGAAGCUAAGGGCGAGAGUGACACCCUCCUAA
This is a messenger RNA of Phytophthora infestans T30-4, 231 nucleotides long. RefSeq lists its product as uncharacterized. Bases 1 to 231 code for a protein of 76 amino acids. The record is from RefSeq and is a predicted model, not a curated record. The transcript is spliced from 3 exons. NCBI's taxonomy places the organism in Eukaryota, Oomycota, Peronosporomycetes, Peronosporales, Peronosporaceae.